AUGCCGCCGGGCGAGGGCGGAACCGCGCUGGAGUACGGUCACCAGUCUGUUUCACAGUCACAGACGACAGAUGCCCCGGGGCGGCUCAAAAAGCGGGACUGCGAGCGAUGCGAGCGCCCCAAGUCGGUCUGUCUGUGCUCCUGCCUGCCUGACGAGCCGCUGGAGCUGGCUGGCAAGGUCAUCGUGCUGCAGCACCCAUUUGAGCAAAAGAAGCGGCUGGCCACGGUGCCGGUGCUGCAAAAGUGUGUGGCGGGGGUAGAGGUGCUGCGCUCGCGGAGCUACCGGCCCGCCCACCCGCCGCACGAGCCGCUGCGCGCGGCGCUGCAGGGCGCGGCGGAGGGGCGGUACCCUCUGCUGGUGCUGUUCCCCGGCGCGGGCGCGCGCGAUGUGCGGGACGUGGGGGCCGAGCUCCGCGGCGACGGCGCUGCUGGUGCCAGUGGCGCGCCGCAGCCUGCAUCGGCGCACCAGGCAGCGCAGAAGGAUGCGCCGCGGCAGCGGCAGCAGCAGCAGCAGGGCACCCAGGAGCAGCAGCAGGAGGAGGGCCAGGAGCGGGAGCAGGAGCAGGGCACGCAGCCGCUGCAGCAGCAGCAGCAGGGCAGGCGGCAGCAGCAGCAGGAGCUGGGGGGCCAGCCUGCACCAAAGCAGGCGUUCCUUGCGGGCGACAAGGACCCCUUGUAUGUGAUGCUGGUUAUCGACGGCACCUGGAAGCAGGCCAAGGAGAUGUUCAAGGCGGUACUGCCGUUAGUACUGCAGCCAGGCGGGCCCGGGGUGCGGGUGCAGCUGCCGGCGCCCUCCCGCGACCCCCAGCACCAGCGCCAGCGGCAGCAGCCCGAGGCGAGCGGCGCGGCAGCAGCAGAGGACGCGGCGAGCGCCGAGGCGAGCGUCGAUGCAGGGGCGGCGGCGGCGGCGGCAGGCAGCGCGGCGUCCAGCGGGGCGGCGGGCCUGCCGCCCGAGGCAGCGGCGGACGGGCCGCUGCUGAUCCGCGUGGAACCCAUGGAGGGGUGCCUGACCACCUGCGAGGCGGCAGCCCGCGCGCUGGGCUGCCUGGAGCCGCGCGGCGGCGCGGUGCGGGAGGCCAUCCUGCGGCCGCUGGCGCAGCUGGCCCGCUACCAGGCAAGGGGCGGCGGUGGCGCGCAGUGGGACCCCUCGAUGGCGGCGCGCCUGGCGGCGGCCAGCGCGGGCUACACCCGAUCGCGCAACCGCAUGGGCAUGGGGCGGCAGGGCAUCCUAGAGGCGAUCCCCUGA
This is a messenger RNA of Chlorella variabilis, 1245 nucleotides long. RefSeq lists its product as hypothetical. The record is from RefSeq and is a predicted model, not a curated record. The coding region runs from base 1 to 1245 and encodes 414 amino acids. The transcript is spliced from 5 exons. Lineage: Eukaryota; Viridiplantae; Chlorophyta; Trebouxiophyceae; Chlorellales; Chlorellaceae.